This is a messenger RNA of Zea mays, 1017 nucleotides long. RefSeq lists its product as uncharacterized. Gene Ontology annotation, molecular function: DNA-binding transcription factor activity. Bases 299 to 667 code for a protein of 122 amino acids. NCBI's taxonomy places the organism in Eukaryota, Viridiplantae, Streptophyta, Magnoliopsida, Poales, Poaceae. The transcript is spliced from 2 exons. Gene Ontology annotation, biological process: regulation of developmental process. The record is from RefSeq and is a predicted model, not a curated record.
GCCGCCGCGAAUCCCGCCGGUACGAACUCCCGCCGCCCGCCGCAAACCGCCCGUGCGAAGCGCCCCCUUUUCCCCGACCUCGGCGCUAUGAUUGUCGCCCCUGCGGCCGCCCCCACCGUCGCGCACCCAGCGCCGCGCCCGGGAUACCCGGAAUCCACGACCACUGCCCCUGCUCGCGCCGCUCCCAGCGUCGACCGUUCUUGGUGCUCGACCUCGCCUCUGUGUUGGACUACGCCUCGCCACCAUCCAUGGCCGGCGCCCCUGCUUGUCGUGCGGUCCCCGCCCCGACAGUUGCCGUAUGGACGCCCCAUUCGUGAUGCCCCCUAUCAGUUUUAGAGGUGGCGAGGAGCGGACCCCGGAUCCAAAGCCCCGGUGGAACCCCAGGCCGGAGCAGAUCCAGAUUCUGGAGGCCAUCUUCAACUACGGCUUCUGCGGCGGUGCCCCUUGCUGCGUCACCGGGAACCGCUGCGAGCGUGGAGACCGCUGGGCUCACAGCUUUGCAUGCAAGUCCGUACAUUUUUUUCCUCAAUACAUUAUUAUUGUAUCACCAUAUGCUUGGAUUGUGUUCGUAUGGAUUGGGGCUCCAUUUAAGCAGCUACCUGCCAUCACUAGGUCCAGAAAUUUUUGGCAGAGUUCCAGCUCUCCGCUGGUAGAAAUAAUAGGAUAAAUUUCUGCUCCCAUUGUUUCUUUGGCGACAGAUUCUUUCGAGCAUCCGGUGGAGGCUUAGAAGUGCAGUGCUCUCUAUGGCCUCCGGCGCAAAUGCAGUGGAAUCAUGCGACACAAGGUCAAUCGUGUGAGGAAUUGGUCCCCAACGGCAUCCCACAAGUUAAACAGAGAAGGGGAUUCUUUGGGUUUUGGUUCAGAACUCCCGUGUAGAUGAUUUCCCAGUUAUUACGGGUUUCUGUCCAUAUUUCGGUUAGUGAUUAUGAAUUUCAUCUAAAGCAUGGUUCUUGUCACAGAGUUUAUGCAUAAUCGCAAAAGAAAAAAUCAGUAUUAUUAAUUAGUAUCAUAUUUGGG